AUGCCAUCUUCAUCUAUAAAUGAGUGGUCAAUAUCCAUGUUGACUGGGGGUGUACCGAUAAAUUUUCCAUAUUCAAAUAUUACGGCAUCAAUAUUCUCGAGUGAUGGGAGAUAUUUAAUUAUCACUUUAACUCAUCAAAUAAGAAUUUAUUUUAUUUCAACAAAACAAUGCAUAAAAUCAAUAGAUAUAGACUUAGAUGAUUUAAUUGAUUUGAAACUAGAUACAAACAAUCCGAAUCAAAUAAUCUUGUUCAAGCAAUUCGGAGAAAUUAUAACAAUAAACUACAAAGAUAAAUUAAUUGAUCCAAUAAUUUCCACCACUACAAUCCAAUUACAACCUCAACAUAACUUUUUAUCAGUCGUUUGUGUCAAACAUAACUCAUUCAUAAUAGUGACGGGUAAAAAAGAUAAAAAAAAAGGAUCUAGUCCUCAUACAAGAUAUAUAUUGUCAAUUGAUAGAACUUCAGAAGCAACAACCACUAUAGGAGAAGUACAAAACGUAUUGCUCUACUCCAUUUCACUUGAUUUCAAAAAAAUAGCAUUUGUGUUGAAUGAUCAUAAAGUUUUAUUAUUAGACUUGGAAACGUACUACAAUAAUGAAGAGUCAAAAGUGGAGGAGUUAAUUACGAAAGAACUCAUCUCAUUCCAAUAUAGAUCACCGAUUACUUCAAUAGCCGUAUCAAAUGAUUCAAUUAUUGCAUUGGGAACGAAUUCAGGUGUUAUACAAGUGAUAUAUGGAGGAUUAAUUAUUAAUAAUGACAAAACUCAAAGAGUAUUAAAAUGGCAUAUUGAGCAAAUUAAUGCGUUACAAUUUUCACUGGAUAAUAAUUAUUUGAUAUCUGGUGGUUCUGAAAAGGUUUUAGUGUUCUGGCAAUUGGAAACUGAAAAAAAACAAUUUUUACCACGAUUAAAUGGUGUCAUUGAUAAAAUCAAUAUAGACAAUUAUAAAAAUGAUUAUAUUCAAUUAUUAUUAAGAACUGAUGUAAACAAUUAUGAAGUUUUGGUGCUCAGUAUGGUUGAUUUAGUUUCAAGAUUAUCCGUAAAUACAAUAAGACCAAAAUUUUCCAACAAUUUAAAAACAACCUUAGUCAAAACUAAAAAAAAAGUUGCAAAAGAUGAAUCAUUCAACAAAUUAAAAUUAAACUAUGAUUACAGUUGUAAAUUUGAAAUUCAUUCAAAAACCAAAAAUUUAUAUUUCCCAAACGAAUCACAAAUUCAAUCAUUUGAUUUAGUCAAGAACGAACAAAGUUUUAUUCAAAAUGCUGCAUCAACUAUAUCAACAGGUAAAGUACGUUCGGAAACAAAUUUAAUUGAUCCACAAAUAUCAUUAUUGAAAUUUACAUCAGAUGGUGAAUGGAUGUGUACAUACGAUGAAGUUGCCAACUCCGAAAUUGAUUCAGUAAUAUCCACAAAUGAAAAGCAAUAUGCUUUAAAAUUUUGGAAAUUCUUGGAGAAUGAUAAAGAUAAAUCAUGGGAAGUGACUACUAUAAUAAUGGAUCCUCAUGGCAAAAAUUCAGUAGUAUCCUUGAUACCAGCACCAACUUCUUAUUUUGGAGGUGUUGCGUUUUUAACAGCUGACAAUAAAGGUGGUGUGAGAGUUUGGAGACCAACAUUCCCGAAAGAAAUCUAUAAAACUACAACAAAUAAAUCACAACAGAUAUCAUGGUCAUUAAGAAAAUUUAAACCAUCAUCUAAUACGGAAAGUGAUGCCAUAAGUUUAAGUUGGUCAGAUGAUUCAUCUAUAAUAUUCUUAAGUCAUGAAUGCUCAAUAAUUUGUAUUGAUAGCAAAACAUUUGAGGUUAUAGAUUUUCAAAUUCCCGUAUUGACGGAAUCCAAAAUUAGAUCAAUCCAAUACUUAGAUAACAAAUUAAUUGUGUUGUCCAAAACUAGAUUUUUUGUCUAUGAUUUGAUCAAAGGAGAAUUAACAAACUUGAUACUAAAGAUUUCAACUACCAGUGGUGCAUCAAACUUAAUCACCAUUGACCCAAUAAAAUCUUUAAUUUGUUUAGCUAUCAACUACUACGUAGAAAAAGAAGACAAUUUACAAGUAUCAUCAAAAUUAUACCUUUUCAAACCAAAUCAAUUACAACCUAUAUUUGUUCAAAAUCAUCCACUGGGUAUUGCAUCAAUUAGAUACGACUCAGGUUCUUUUUAUCUUGUGGAUUUAGAAUGUCGAGUUGGUUCCAUAAACUCAACCUUAUUAAAUGUUGAAGAAGUUAGUUCCAUCACCAACGAUAUAAGUCAAAUGUUAAUAAACGCUCAAGCAAAUGUUGAUUUAUUGAGUUACAGAGAAAAUAACACCAAGUCUCAAAAUGGCAAAAUUGAAGAAAUAGAAGAUAGUUCAACCACUAAGAAAGUUAUUGACUUACAUACUUUCCAACCAAUUUUCCAAAAUUUGAAUGGAUUAGAAAUAGAAAAUAUCUUCGAUCGUAUAACAAAUAUAUUAAAAUAA
Lodderomyces jiufengensis is the source of this 2451-nucleotide messenger RNA. It is a transcript of the gene NAN1, whose product is annotated as Nan1p. Gene Ontology annotation, molecular function: RNA binding; protein binding. NCBI's taxonomy places the organism in Eukaryota, Fungi, Ascomycota, Pichiomycetes, Serinales, Debaryomycetaceae. The coding region runs from base 1 to 2451 and encodes 816 amino acids. Gene Ontology annotation, cellular component: nucleolus. The record is from RefSeq and is a predicted model, not a curated record. The transcript has a single exon. Gene Ontology annotation, biological process: positive regulation of transcription by RNA polymerase I; positive regulation of rRNA processing.